AUGAAUAGUAGCGCUAUAAAUAAAUCCAGAAGUAAAUAAAGUUCUUAUGAUUCUAAUUAAUAAUUAAGAACUAUUCUAUUGACUUCAUUAGCUAAAUUACAGUAUAAAUGAAAACUUAUAUUUAGUUCCCAAAGUACUGCUUAGACAGGAUUUAGUGAAUUGAGAUCAUUGAUUGCAUAAUUGUCAUAACAUUAAUUCAUAAUUUUAAUGAAUCUCCUUGACUCAAAUGAUCUAUCUAAAUAAGCAAAGAAGGAUUAUAUUAAAGUCUUUGGUAUUUUAGCUGAAAUAAGAGGUAAUGAGAUCCAAGAAUAAAUAACAAGGAUAAUUCAAAUAAUAAAUAAAAGAAUUUAAGAAGGUAUAAACAUAUAUAUAUAUAAUUUAUAUUAGGGGACUCUUCUUUAUUACAAGUCAUCUAAGAUACUUUUGCUAAUAUAAAUGAAUUUACUAUCUAAAAUUCUCCAAAUAAAUUUGAUUUAUUCUUUUAAAUCACUGAAUUAUUGCAAUCUAAUUUUGCGCAUAAUAACAAAGUGGCUUAGUUAAUAAGUGCUGCUUCUCUAUGUAGAAUUAUCAAAACUAGUUAAUCACAAUUAUUAGAACUAGUUUGUAAAUAAUAUUCUUAAAGAACCUUAGAGAUAUUAAAGUAAUUUAUAAUUUCAACUUAGAUCACCUCAUUGUUAAACAUAAUAAGGAUUAUUAGAAAGUCUUUUAUGUAUAAUCUUAACUGUAGAGGAGAUUUUUGAGUCUAAUUUAGAGGAUUGUUUAAAUACAAUUUGUAAUUGUUUAAAAUCAUCUGAAUGGAAUUCACGGUAUCAUUUUUGUUAUGAUUAGUAAAAUUGCAGUUGAUAUAUUGUAUACAUUAAGUGUUAUUUUUCCUCAUUUUUUUAGAUCUAAUGAACUAUAUUCAAAUAAGAUUAGUGAAUUAAGAUUUGAUAAAAUUAAGUAGGUGAGAGAUGCUGCUUAAAUUGCUAUAUCGUCAUUAAAAGAAUCUCAUAUAUAUUAAUAAUCAUCCUAAAGAGAACAUAAAUCAGUAUUCAAAUCAAAUGCAAAUUAAAGUUUUUUUGAAAAAAACUCAGAUAUUUAAAUUGUUGAGAACAAGCCAAGAGAAAAUGUGUCUGAAAAAUAAUAGAUUAUUAAAUAGGAAUAACAAUUAAAAAGUGAUUCAUAAUAGUCUAAAUACAAUUAUAAAUAGUACACUGAUGAAAAGAAAUAAUAAACCAUUUAAAUUUUGACAGAAUCAAACGUAUUAGCACCUGCUCAUUUAGAAUAAUUUUAAUAUUUGUAGUUGCCUUAUAAAAUAAAUAGUUUUGAAUCAAGUACAAAAAAAGCAUAAUUUAAUUUAAGUUAAGAAUAUUAAAUUUCUAACAUAAGUUCUUCUACACCUAAUAAAUAAUAAUCAGAUCUAAUGAAAUUGUGUGAUUCUGUGAAAGCUAAGUAAUUAGAUUAAUAUGAGUAACUCAUUACUAAUAGAAUUGAAGAAUCUGAAUAAGCAACUAAGUAGGAGUUUUCUAAAAUUAACUAGAGGAUUGAUAAAAUUGAAUUAUUAUUAGUGAAAAUUAAUGAAACAAUUAAUUAAAAAUUAAAUAAUUAAGAAUAAUAAUAAUAAUAAUAAUAAUAAUAAUAAUAAUAAUAAUAAUAAUAAUAAUAAUAAUAAUAAUAAUAAUAAUAAUAAUAAUAAUAAUAAUAAUAAUAAUAAUAAUAAUAAUAAUAAUAAUAAUAAUAAUAAUAAUAAUAAUAAUAAUAAUAAUAAUAAUAAUAAUAAUAAUAAUAAUAAUAAUAAUAAUAAUAAUAAUAAUAAUAAUAAUAAUAAUAAUAAUAAUAAUAAUAAUAAUAAUAAUAAUAAUAAUAAUAAUAAUAAUAAUAAUAAUAAUAAUAAUAAUAAUAAUAAUAAUAAUAAUAAUAAUAAUAAUAAUAAUAAUAAUAAUAAUAAUAAUAAUAAUAAUAAUAAUAAUAAUAAUAAUAAUAAUAAUAAUAAUAAUAAUAAUAAUAAUAAUAAUAAUAAUAAUAAUAAUAAUAAUAAUAAUAAUAAUAAUAAUAAUAAUAAUAAUAAUAAUAAUAAUAAUAAUAAUAAUAAUAAUAAUAAUAAUAAUAAUAAUAAUAAUAAUAAUAAUAAUAAUAAUAAUAAUAAUAAUAAUAAUAAUAAUAAUAAUAAUAAUAAUAAUAAUAAUAAUAAUAAUAAUAAUAAUAAUAAUAAUAAUAAUAAUAAUAAUAAUAAUAAUAAUAAUUAAUUUGCUUGAAAUAGAAAGUAGAAUCCGUCAAGAUUUAUGAAAAUGAAAUGAUUCCAAGUCAAAUUCAUUAAGAAAUUCAAUCAAAAGAUAAAAUUUUAAAUAAUUCAUUAAAUGUGAUUAUUUAAGAAUAAUAACAGAAUUCCAAAAUGAAAGAUUUAUUUAUUUUUGGAUAAAAAAGUGAAUAAAAAUUAGGAGAAUCAAAUAUUGAAUCAAAUUCAAGAAAUAUGAGUGAAGGAGAAUUUAAAGACAGAUAAAAUCAUUAAAGAUCAUUUUCAGAAGCUUCUCCAAUAAGAAAUCAAGAUUAAUCAAUAUUAACUAAAGAUAGCAAAUAGACAAAAGAAUAGAAUUCUCCAUAAUUUUAAUUAUAGGAUCCGAAAAUUAAAGAAUAAUAGAAGAUAAUGUUAAGAGUUGAGGAACAAUUGAAAGUAUUUAUUAUAUUUAAUUUUAGAAAGAUAAUAUAAAUGAAGCUUUUUGCACUGCAUUAACUUCUUUAGAUGAUUAGAUUAUCAUAUCAACUAUGAUGAAAACUGGUCCUUGCACAGAAAGACUUGAUUCUACCUAAGUCGAAUUUUUAUUACAUAAAUUAAGAAGUCUAGAUUGGAUUGAAAAUGCUCUGCAUCAUCAUUUAGCUAGAAUGCCAGCUAUCCUUUUGAAAUCAAUAUCAACAUAACUAAAUAAUACCCAAACAACAGAAUAAGUAAAAAGAAUUUAAGAAUUGAUUGGUACCAAGAAAUCUGGAACAUCAAAGUGAA
Molecule: messenger RNA, 2977 nt
Organism: Paramecium pentaurelia
Lineage: Eukaryota; Ciliophora; Oligohymenophorea; Peniculida; Parameciidae
Source: the annotation of a GenBank genome assembly